AUGUCCACUGACCGUUCAUCUCGUCGCAAGGAAAUGGACUUCAUGAAACUCAUGAAUGGUCCGCGAAAGGUGCACCCAUCGGACUCCGUCUCCGAGUUUUGGGUGGAGUUUUGUGGUCCUGAGGGAACUCCAUACGAAGAUGGCGUAUGGUACAUCCACGUGCAACUUCCCGCAGAGUAUCCCUUCAAAUCUCCAUCCAUCGGUUUUAGCAAUCGUAUUUUCCAUCCAAAUGUGGAUGAGUCGAGCGGUUCUGUUUGCCUCGAUGUAAUUAACCAAACAUGGACACCGAUGUAUGAACUUCACAACAUUUUUGAUGUGUUCCUCCCGCAGCUGCUACGGUACCCUAAUGCCUCUGAUCCCUUAAACUCUGCGGCUGCAAGUAAGUUAAUUCACGACCCUAUUGGCUACGUUACAUUUGUGCAAGAUCACGUAGCGGAGUAUGCAACACGGAGGGUUGCACUGCAAAGUAUUCCUUCAGGUUUCCGGCCUCAGGGUAACGGCGCGUCCUCAGCAGCGGAGGUUAAAAAUAACAUAUCCAGUGAGGAGGAUUCCACCGCUACUCCUAAAGGACUGACAGAAAUCACAACUCCGCAUGUUGUAAGUGAAGGAGGGGAGGAAGAGGAGUAUGAACCUGACGCAAUUGACAUCUAA
Trypanosoma brucei brucei TREU927 is the source of this 651-nucleotide messenger RNA. Its product is annotated as ubiquitin-conjugating enzyme E2, putative. Gene Ontology annotation, molecular function: ubiquitin conjugating enzyme activity. The coding region runs from base 1 to 651 and encodes 216 amino acids. The transcript has a single exon. Lineage: Eukaryota; Euglenozoa; Kinetoplastea; Trypanosomatida; Trypanosomatidae. Gene Ontology annotation, cellular component: nucleus. The record is from RefSeq and is a predicted model, not a curated record. Gene Ontology annotation, biological process: ubiquitin-dependent protein catabolic process; protein polyubiquitination.